AAAUGCCCCAUGGGCCGCACAUUUUAACGGCAGCUGGAAUAAACACGUUUCACGUCACGACCAAACCCCACAAAUCUCCUAUUGGCUUUGCGUCGAGGAGGCGAAAGACGCAAAAGGGUAGAUCUUUUGACAAUUACGAAAGCACGUUAACCAUUGUCUCCACACAGAGGAAGAAGUGUAUUCGUGCAGAGAGAGAGAGAGAGAGAGAGAGAAAGUAGGAGAGACAGAUAUUUUUGUAUUGCUCCCCGAUCGCUCCGUUCUUCAAAAUUAGGGUUUCAACUUUCAACAGCUUUUCGUCUUUCAAAGAUUCUGAACGCCAACAUAUACGCAGGUUUUGGUUUAGGAGGACAGUGUUCAAUCGAGAUUUUUGCAUUUGAUAGUGACGAAAAUUGGGGGAUUCUGAAUUGAAGCCGUUUCUAUUGAAUAUAAUUGUAUUGCAGGCCGAUAAUAAGAAUUUCCUGGAAUUGGAAAUUUGUGUUGAAACUCGGGAGGGACUCACAAAGAAAAGGGUGAAUUGUUUUUUUGAGUAUGCUGAGUUCAUGGGCUGAUUCGGUUGCUGCAGCUGAGAAAGCUGCGGCUGGUUCUGCUGCAAAUAACGGGAGUGUUGGUACCACUUCGGCUCCAACUCGAUCAACUUACGUUCCUCCACAUCUACGCAAUCGAACACCUUCAUCGGAACCACCAGCUCCAGCUCCAGUUCAAGGUGGAUCAACUUUUGCCCCAUCUGGUGGGAAUCGUUGGGUUAGUGGUCCUAGGAGUGAUAAUAGUCGACCUGGGUACAGCAGCGGCGGCGGCGGUGGUUGGAACAACAGAAGUGGUGGUUGGGAUAGGGGGAGGGAGCGAGAAGUUAACCCCUUUGCAGAGGAAGACAAUACAGAGCAAGAGUUGGGUGAACAGGAGAAUACUGGGAUUAACUUUGACGCAUAUGAAGAUAUUCCGGUUGAGACUAGUGGGGAUAAUGUGCCGCCUCCUGUGAAUACUUUCGCAGAGAUCGACCUGGGUGAAGCACUCAAUCAAAAUAUACGGAGGUGCAAGUACGUGAAGCCUACACCAGUGCAGCGACAUGCCAUACCAAUUUCCCUUGGAGGUAGGGAUUUGAUGGCUUGUGCCCAGACUGGGUCUGGGAAAACAGCUGCUUUCUGCUUCCCAAUAAUCAGCGGAAUUAUGACAGGACAGUUUGCACAGAGACCUCGUGGGCGUGUAGCUUUCCCACUUGCUCUUAUUCUCUCUCCAACGAGAGAGCUCUCAGUGCAAAUUCAUGAAGAAGCUAAGAAAUUUGCUUAUCAAACUGGUGUCAAGGUGGUCGUCGCUUAUGGUGGAGCACCUAUUAACCAGCAGCUCCGAGAACUGGAAAGAGGGGUUGAUAUACUUGUGGCAACCCCAGGGCGACUGGUAGAUUUGCUGGAGAGGGCAAGGGUAUCAUUAGAGAUGAUAAAGUAUCUGGCUCUUGACGAGGCAGAUCGAAUGCUGGAUAUGGGUUUUGAACCUCAAAUAAGGAAAAUAGUGGAACAAAUGGACAUGCCUCCACCAGGUGUCAGACAGACAUUGCUUUUCAGCGCCACCUUUCCGAAAGAGAUACAGAGACUGGCAUCUGAUUUUCUUUCAAGUUACAUUUUUCUGGCUGUUGGACGAGUUGGUUCUAGUACUGAUCUAAUUGUUCAAAGGGUGGAAUUUGUUCAUGAAGCUGACAAGAGAAGCCACCUCAUGGACCUUCUCCAUGCACAGAAGGCAAAUGGUGUUCAUGGCAAGCAAGCUCUGACACUGGUGUUUGUGGAGACUAAGAAGGGAGCUGAUUCACUGGAACAUUGGCUGUGUAUGAAUGGUUUUCCUGCUACUACUAUUCAUGGUGACAGAACACAGCAGGAAAGGGAAUAUGCCUUGAGGUCAUUCAAAAGUGGCAACACGCCGAUUCUAGUCGCGACAGACGUGGCGGCACGUGGUCUCGAUAUCCCCCACGUUGCGCAUGUGGUCAAUUUUGAUCUUCCGAAUGACAUAGACGAUUAUGUCCACCGGAUAGGCCGGACAGGUCGAGCUGGCAAGUCAGGGUUGGCCACUGCCUUCUUCAAUGAGAACAACUCUUCAUUGGCUAGGUCACUGGCUGAGUUGAUGCAAGAAUCAAAUCAAGAAGUACCCGCUUGGCUUUCCCGCUUUGCGGCUCGAUCUUCCUAUGGUGGUGGCGGGAAGAACCGUCGUUCUGGCGGAGGGCGGUUUGGUGGUAGGGAUUUCCGACGAGAUUCAUCUUUCAAUAGGGGCGGCGGUGGGGACUACUACAGCGGAGGUUCCGGUUAUGGUGGUGCUGCCUCUAGUGGUGGUUACGCUGGAGGAUAUGGCGGUGGUCAGGGUAUGACAAGUGCGUGGGACUAGUAUGAUUAUCCCACUUUUUCGCCGCGCGGUUUGGUUCCAUCUUUGGGAGACAGUUCUUGUUGUGGUAGCGAACUUCACUUGUUUAGUUGUUUUAUAGAGAGAAGUAUUUUGAACAUUUUUUGGUCUCAUUUUUGCCAUUGUUCUGAUGUUUGAAUUUCCCCCAUUGGCCCUUGUAAUCCUAGAACGUUUUUUCUGUGCUAUGGGGAAUGAUUGACUAUUAAAAGUCUUUUGGUUCA
This is a messenger RNA of Rhododendron vialii, 2600 nucleotides long. RefSeq names its product DEAD-box ATP-dependent RNA helicase 37-like. The record is from RefSeq and is a predicted model, not a curated record. Gene Ontology annotation, molecular function: RNA binding; RNA helicase activity; ATP binding. Gene Ontology annotation, cellular component: nucleus. The coding region runs from base 529 to 2364 and encodes 611 amino acids. Lineage: Eukaryota; Viridiplantae; Streptophyta; Magnoliopsida; Ericales; Ericaceae. The transcript has 7 exons.